AUGAGUGUUGAGGAUGUCGCUGAGGACGACUCAGUGAGCGAUUCGGUUUUGGCAGAGGCCAAAGCAGAAUUCCGGCACUACAUUUGCAAGAACCUUCCGUCUCUGCCAUUGAAUACGAGCCCAGACACUUUUUCCGAGGCAGUGAACAAGGCAUAUAAGGAAAAGGUCGAGCCUCCACCUCUAGCCGACGCCGCGACAGCAAAACAGGGCCGUGCUGUUACUGUAGCCGAUGUGUUGUUGAGAGCACACAUUGGAACGGCACGGUUGGCUGUCGAAGCCCUGCAAGCUCCAGGAAAGCUACCUGAACUUUUUGCAAAGACGGAAGACAUUUUGCUCCCAUAUCUCGAUGCCUUGCAUGGUGCAAAGAUGAACUCCAAUAACUACAAGAUAUACCUGGAGCUGACACAGAAAUUCGAGCAUCGCUUCUUCGAGGACAUGAAUGCGCUUAAUGUCCUGGCUCCUGACCACAUAACUCGCGUGACCGAGUAUGUCCCUCAGAUUGUCCCCUUCAUUGAGAAGAUUGUGGCAAACGGUUUCGGUUACGCUACGCCCGACGGCUCCGUAUAUUUCGAUAUUGACUCCUUUGAGAAGGCUGGGCACAGCUACUCCCGGAUUCGAGGCUUGAAGAUGAGCAAGAGCCUCAAGAACUAUACGACCAUUAAAACUGUUCUCUCCCAAAAGGAGUGGAACCAGCAAUUAUUAAGUGCCCUGGAUAAGACCAAAGCCGAUGUCGAUACAGCUCUCUGUGAUUCCUUCAACACCUCAGCUGCCGUGAGAAUUCUCUCUGAUCUUGUUACCAAGUUCAACUCGGCAGAGGCACUUUCAGAUCAGACAGUCAUCUUGCUCGCCCGGUGGAUAACACGUAUCGUCACCAUAUUUGGUCUGGAUCCCGAGGGAGAUCUCAGCAACCUUAAUCGUAUAGGGUGGUCAGGCCUCGAUAUUCCCGCGCCAGAAAAGUCGUAUAUCUACCCUGUAUCUCAAUUGCGUGACAAGAUUCGAAUGUUGGCCUGUUCCCGCUCGGUCGAUUAUACAGCUAUAGCGAAGCUCGCUGACGGAAUUACGAUUGCAGUGUCAACACCAGUAGUCGAGUCCUCCAAACCAUACGAUCAGGUGCUGCAGCAGUUCCGCACCAACGUCAAGGACCUCGCGGCUCAGCGAGCGCCGGCAAAAGACCUGCUCGCCUUAUGCGACCAGCUCCGCGAUAUACACCUCUGA
Messenger RNA from Sclerotinia sclerotiorum 1980 UF-70, 1215 nucleotides. RefSeq lists its product as hypothetical. Gene Ontology annotation, cellular component: cytoplasm. The record is from RefSeq and is a predicted model, not a curated record. NCBI's taxonomy places the organism in Eukaryota, Fungi, Ascomycota, Leotiomycetes, Helotiales, Sclerotiniaceae. The coding region runs from base 1 to 1215 and encodes 404 amino acids. Gene Ontology annotation, biological process: cysteinyl-tRNA aminoacylation. Gene Ontology annotation, molecular function: ATP binding; cysteine-tRNA ligase activity. The transcript has 4 exons.